AUGACAACCCCAACCCCAACCCCGGCAAACCCAUGGACAUCCCUCGAGUCCCUCAUCCUCGUGCAAGCAGUCUACCGUCACGGCGAAGACAGCUGGACGCAGGUCUCCAAACUGCUGCGGAACCACCCCGCAUUGUCUCGUGCGCCUGAGUUUUUCGUUCCCAAGAGCUGUGAACGACAAUAUCAUGCACUUUUGGCUGAAGCGACCGAAGCAGAUAAACGUUCAGCACGGGAUGUGGAGGACCCUAAUGCAGUGGACCAGCUCCCAAUCGCGAAAGCGGCGCGCAGACUGCAUAUCCAGCGGAUAGAUGAGAUCAAGUUGAAGUUGCGGGAGGAGGAGAUAUUGUUCCGAGAAAUAGUGCAAGAAAUCGACGAGAUCAAAUCCGGCAAAUGGGAUGCAAAACUCCGGGAAGCGUGGGAGGCUGAACAACAAAAGACCAACGAGGGUGGUGAUAGUGAAUCUACCGCCAUGGAGGUGGACGAUGCAGCAGCAGCCGAGCAGGGUGGUGGGGAUGUCCCCAUGGACGUAGAUACAAUGCCAGCAGUGGUUACAGAUGCCGGGCUACCACCCCGCCUGCGCUCUGCAUCACCUGUGAAAAAGACCCUCAAUACACGGAACAGCAACUCGCCAAUACCGCCACCCGAAAAACGCACCACGUUAGAAAAACUCAAAGUCCCCGUGCAUACUGCCACCGCCGUGCACCAACAACACCUGUCGACUGCGUCACCGACUUCGGAAGCGCCGAGCACGAUGUCGCCUGGGGGGAGUCCCGUGAAGGCGCGGGGGCCUGGACGACGGGGGAGCCUAGCAAGCGCGAAAAUGAAAUCCAACUCGGAUCCGGAUCUAGUGGAUGUCGAUUCGGGGGCAGAAAAUUCCGACGGCGCCGACCCAACCCGCCGCCGCAGCACAACAACCCUCACGUCCAAAAACGACCCAACCCUCGCCAUCUGGAAAAAAACCGUCUACUUCAUCCUCGCCAAAAUCGCAGACCACCGCUACGGCAACGUGUUUGCCUCGCCCGUCCGCGAGGAGGGGUACCAGGCGGUUGUGAGGCAGCCGAUGAGUUUAGAUCUUGUCAGGGCGAGGGUUCGCAAGGGGAUUACGACAACAACAGCAGAAUUCCACCGCGACCUCCUGCAAGUCUUCACUAACGCCAUCAUGUACAACAACGAGGACACGGAGGUGUACUCCAUGGCAUUGGAGAUGAAGGAGUUUGUCGAUGCUGAGGUGCAGCAUUUGACCAAGUAUGCGAAUGAUCCGGGGAGUCGAGGGAGGGAGGCCAGUGUUGAGGGUGGGGAGGGGUUGGAAGGGGUAUAG
Molecule: messenger RNA, 1317 nt
Organism: Fimicolochytrium jonesii
Lineage: Eukaryota; Fungi; Chytridiomycota; Chytridiomycetes; Spizellomycetales; Powellomycetaceae
Exons: 8
Coding region: 1-1317 (438 amino acids)
Cellular component (GO): NuA4 histone acetyltransferase complex
Molecular function (GO): protein binding
Source: RefSeq, a predicted model, not a curated record